Molecule: messenger RNA, 1663 nt
Organism: Diorhabda carinulata
Lineage: Eukaryota; Metazoa; Arthropoda; Insecta; Coleoptera; Chrysomelidae
Product: SEC14-like protein 4
Exons: 10
Coding region: 186-1469 (427 amino acids)
Cellular component (GO): cytoplasm
Source: RefSeq, a predicted model, not a curated record
ACUUCCCUACUUAUAUGCACCGUGAACUGGUGAGCGAACGUGGUUAUAAUUUUUAUCAUCAAACUGAGUUUAUUCUCACUGUAUUCGAUGGUAGAUGUGGUUUAUUUAGGCUCGUCCAUUACUCGUUGGGGUUCUUAAUCGAUUGAUUGUGCUUACAGUUACAUUUUUAGUUUUAACUUUCGAAGAUGCCUCGUGCUAAGAUCGAGUUGGACGAUGAUCAGAAGUUCGCAUUAAUGAAGUUUAGAAGAAGCAUCAAUGAUAUCAUACAACCUCAACAUGAUGAUCAUUACCUACUUAGGUGGUUACGAGCAAGAAAUUGGAAUCCCACAGAUGCCGAGAAAAUGUUUCGAGAAUCGAUGAUGUUUCGGAAGCAGUGGGAGCUUGAUACGAAUUUACUACUAUGGGAUCCUCCAGAAGUUGUCAAGCUCUAUCAUCCAAGUGGUACCUGCGGAUAUGACAAAGAUGGAGCACCUGUGAUCGUCGUCCCAUUCAAAGGCUUCGAUCCAAUCGGUCUUUUGAGCUCAGCUUCCAAAUUGGAUCUUAUAAAAAUGACAUGCAAAAUAUUAGAAACCAAUGUAAGAUUGGCAGCAGAAACACAAGAACAUCAGCUGGUUGUAAUUUUUGAUAUGGAAGGAUUCGAUAUUAAACAGUAUGCUUCUAGACCAGCUGCUGAGAUAGCUAUAUCACUCGUUCAAUUAUAUGAAGCAAAUUAUCCAGAAAUACUAAAACAAUGCUACAUUAUAAACGCGCCCAGAGUAUUUUCUAUCGCUUUCAGUGUGAUAAAGAGAUUCAUGAACGGAUACACUUUGAGUAAAAUACAAAUUUUUAAAAAUGAUCCUAAAAAGUGGAAGCCCGCUAUUCUAUCAAAUAUUUCUCCUGAUAACCUACCAGCUCAUUACGGCGGUAAUCUCAAAGACCCCGAUGGUAAUCCAAAAUAUACCACAGUGAUAAAACCUGGUGGAAAAGUUCCUGAAUCUUAUUAUAAGAAAAAUAUCGAAACCAUAGAUUACGAAAAGGAAUAUACUAAAGCUGUGAUAAAAAAAGGAAAUAAGUUAAUUUUAGAUUUUAUUGUUGUCGAAGAAGGCUGUUAUUUGAGGUGGGACUUCAGAACCGAUGAGCACGAUAUCAAAUUUGGAAUUACUUUACAAGACGAAAAUGGAGUUGAGAGUCCUGUGGUGCGUCAUAGGAGAGUCGCAUCGCAUCAGAUGGACGAAAGCGGUGCUAUAGCGUGCCAAGCACCAGCAACAUAUAUAGUAACUUUUGACAACAAAUACAGCAUGUUUAGAAGCAAAACUAUCCAAUACCGAAUCUACGUAACGUCUCCUAUAGAGAAGUUGGGCAUCGUUCCAAACGAUGAAGAGUUGAAUAUAUUAAAGUCGAAUUUAAACGAAGAUGUAAAACAGUCCAAAAAUGAUCCCUUAAAUAAUAAUAUGUUAGAAGAACCGAAAGUUGUAGGAGUAAAUUGUUAAAAUCUUCUUUGGUGUUAGGUGAUAAAGUUUUAAAAAUGUUAUUUAUAAGAAUCAGUGUUUUAGAGGUAUAUGUAAUGAAAAUUUGUUACUAGGAAGAAAUUUAUUAGCAAUAAAUGUGGAUCAAUUAUAAGUACUGUAUUUUUAAAAAUUUAAUUGGACCACAGACAUUUUUAAAAAUAAAUUUUUUCAAAUAU